Cetraspora pellucida is the source of this 2241-nucleotide messenger RNA. The record is from the annotation of a GenBank genome assembly. Lineage: Eukaryota; Fungi; Glomeromycota; Glomeromycetes; Diversisporales; Gigasporaceae.
AUGUUAUUAUCAUUAUUUUGCACAAUUGCAAGAAAAUAUAGAAUACUUUGUUUAGGAUUUACGAUUCUAUUAUGUUUAUCAAGCAUUUUAUUAUUAUUUGCACUUACAAAUUCAAAUAAUUCACUUUGGCUUUCAUGGCCUGAUCAAUUAUAUUCAGGAUCCAAAUCGUCAAAUAUUAAUAUAGAUCAAAACAUAAGCUCUUCUUUAAAUACUAACAAUUCUUCAUAUAAUAUUACCUCUGAAACUGAAUCACUUAUCCCAUCUACAACAUCGAUACCAUCCGUAUUAUUAAUACCAUCUGUAACAUCGAUAUCAUCAUCGACACCAACGCAUCAACUUCAAACUCCGACACAAAAUCAAAGAUUAUUCAACCUUAUUCUCCGAAAUGAAACGAGAUCACCAGAUGGAUACAUAAGAUCAGUUCUUACAAUAAACAAUGAAUUUCCAGGUCCAACUAUUAUAGUAAAUAAAGGUGAUAGAGUAAGAAUAAAUGUUACGAAUUUAUUAGGUACCCCAACGAGUUUACACGUUCAUGGGAUCGAAAAUAUUAAUCCGUUUAUGGAUGGAGUUCCUUUUAUUAGUCAGUGUCCAAUUGAGAAUGGUUCCAGCUUUAUUUAUACAUUUGAUGCACUUAAAAGUGGAACUUACUGUUAUUCAUCUUUUGAAACGCAACGAAUUGACGGUUUAUACGGUGCAUUCAUUAUAAAAGAUCAGAAUGAUCAAACAUUAUUCGAUUAUCAAAAAGAAAAUUAUAUUCUUUUAUCUGAUUGGUAUCAUAAAGAAGGUUCAGAACUGUUGAAUUUUUAUCAAUUUGAUAGUGACAAUUCUUCCAUGAUCGAGCCAGUUCCGAAAAAUACAAUAAUAAAUGGAAAAGGUGUAUUUAAUUGUAAAAAUUAUAAAUCCAAUGAUCCUAUGAGAAAAAAUUGUUAUUUGGAUCUUGGAUCUAUUGAAUUCUUUUAUUUUGAACCUAAUAAAAAGUAUCGACUUAGAAUCAUAAAUACCAGUGCUAUGACUUCAUUUUUCUUUUCAAUUGAUGGUCAUACUCUUCAAAUAGUAGAGGUCGAAGGAACGUUAACGAAACUCUCAAAGCCUUAUCAUCGUAUUCCAAUUCAUGUGGCACAAAGAUAUUCAGUAGUUCCAACUCGAUUACCUAAAUUUAUGAGCACAACAAAUUUUUUGAUUAGAGGUGAAAUCAACAAAAAUUCAUUUCAAUCCUCUGCUUUAGAUACUGAACAACUUACAAAUGUAAUAGCUAUUUUGAGAUAUGAUACAGAAGAUCUUGAUUAUCCUACAACUUUUUCUUGGAGUUAUUAUAAUAAUAGAUAUUAUGGUAAAAUGAAAAACUUUAAAUUGAAAGACAUGGAUUCAUUGGAAUUGGAACCUUUAAUUGAAGAAGAGAUUCCUUCAUCUACUAAUUUAUAUGAAAUGACAAUGGUUAUAUCUCGAUUCCAUAAUGUUACCAAUAAUGUUACCGAUAAUAUUACAAAUAAUAUUACGAAUAAUCUUGCGAAUAAUAUUACGAAUAAUCUUGCGAAUAAUAUUACGAAUAAUAAUAUUACGAAUAAUCUUACGAAUAAUCUUACGAAUAACCUUACGAAUAAUCUUACGAAUAAUCUUACGAAUAACCUUACGAAUAAUCUUACGAAUAAUCUUGCGAAUAAUAUUACGAAUAAGACUAAUCAAAACAUUAAUAUAUAUAAUCAAGAUGGUUUAAUUGAUGGUGCUAUAUAUUCAUCAAUUUGUUCAAAGACCAGAGGGAAUUAUGUUUAUCAACCAAAUAAAACCACAUCAACCAUUAAAGAAGUUUUAGAAGGGAGUAUAAAAAAGUUUGAUCAUCAUUGGAACGUUUAUGUAUUUAAAAAGAAUAAUGUUAUUGAUCUUCUUUUAAAAAAUAAUCAUACGAUUGAACUAGUAUUCUAUCUGCAUGGUCAUAAUUUUUGGGUUCUUGAUAGAGGAAAUGAAUCCACUCCUUAUAACAAUGAAAGUUUAUCAAAUACUACUAACCCUAUAAAACGAGAUACUGUGACUGUACCAGCCUUAGGGUGGACACUGGUUAGAACAAGCAUUAAUAAUCCUGGAAUUUGGGCUUUUGAAAAUCCAAUAAUGUGGCACUUAAGAACAGGAAUGAUGGGUCAAAUUGUUGAAUUACCAUCAAAUCUCAAACAAUUAAUUCCGCCUACAGAAUGGUGUAAUUUGUGUGAAGAUUAUAAAUUGGAUAUUUGUGAUAACGAAACCUUAUAG